AUGCAAUCUCUCUCCCACUUCCCAUCAAUCAUACUUGAGAGAACAAUUUUCUCACGCAGACCACCCGAUCACCACCGCAGUCAAGACAAAGAGAUGCAAGUCCUUUGUCUAGGGUUAUCCCGAAGUGGUACCGACUCCUUACGCUCCGCACUCAUGAUCCUGGGUUACCCGGAUGUAUAUCACGGAUUCGUUUUACAAAAGACUCAAUAUGAAAGUGGCGAUUGUGCUUUUUGGGUGCCCUUGAUGCGACGCAAAUUUGCAGGAAAGCCACUUGAAAAUGUGGACUUUGACUCAGUCCUAGCCAACUUCGAAGCGGUAACCGAUUGUCCAGCCAAUAUAUUCGGCAGGGAGCUCAUGGAAUUCUAUCCGCAUGCGAAAGUAAUUCUGAAUCGGCGAAGGAAUAUCGAUGCAUGGUAUGACAGUAUGCAAUCCACGAUUAUGGCGGCGUUUAGUUGGUCUUUGUGGACUCUGACUUGGUUUGAUUCUAAUUUGUGCUGGCUGUGGUGGGCUUUUGAUCUGGCUCAGCGGGUGUAUUAUGAAAAUGACUUCAACAAAAAUGGGAAGCGGGUAGCUCAAGAACAUUAUUGUCGGUUAGAAGAUUCUUUGGCGGAACAGCAGCGGGAGUAUCUAGAUUGGACUGUUCAGGAUGGAUGGGAGCCGCUUUGCAAGUUUUUGGGGAAACCAGUUCCAGAUGUUCCAUUCCCAGAUAACAACAAAUCGGGAGGAGAUUUUGAAAAGAAGCUGGAUGAUAGCCUUGAUCGUAUGGUGAAAAAUGCGUUUCGGAAUAUUUAUGGCUUAUCGGCCGUUGCGCUGGGUGUUGGGGCGUGGCUAUAUUGCAGUGGCCAAUAG
Penicillium angulare is the source of this 849-nucleotide messenger RNA. Its product is annotated as sulfotransferase family protein. The transcript has 2 exons. The coding region runs from base 1 to 849 and encodes 282 amino acids. NCBI's taxonomy places the organism in Eukaryota, Fungi, Ascomycota, Eurotiomycetes, Eurotiales, Aspergillaceae. The record is from RefSeq and is a predicted model, not a curated record.